UUUCUUCCUCGUCAAUUUUUCUUUUUGGCAAACUCAAGCUUGAUCAAAAUUUUAUCAAAUAGAAGAACGAAAGCUCUUUUUGUUAUUCACGUAUUUAUCUAGGCUGGUCCACAAUGCUGGCAACACCAGGUGCGAUUCUAGAGGACUAUGCAGUUUCACUUCGAAAUGGCUUUCUUCCGGAUACAACACCUCUAGCUCAUCUGCCCGAGCCAUACUACAAUCCCUGGGAAAGCAUUGCAGCUGAUCUCCCGGAUCUUAUCAGAACCGGAAGAAUCAGAGAAGAAGUUGAAGGCUUGCAAAUCCUUUCGACCGAUAAGUUGCAUAACGAUGCGGAAUGGCGGAGAGCCUAUGUUGUCCUAGCUUUUCUCACACACGCUUAUAUAUGGGGUGGCCAGAAGCCUAAGGAUGUCCUUCCCCCUGUGAUAUCUCGUCCGUUUCUGGAAGUCUCGGAACAUCUAGAGCUGCCUCCUUGUGCAACUUAUGCCGCCCUUAACCUCUGGAAUUAUGCUGCUCGCAGUCCAGAUGGUGACCUUACUGAUCCUGAUAAUCUGAUGGUCACAAAUUCAUUCACCAACACGAUUGAUGAAGAAUGGUUCUUGAUGGUAUCAGUUGCUAUUGAGGCUCGUGGUGCAAAGGCUAUUCCCAUGAUGCUCAAUGCAAUUGAUGCUGUGAACAUGAACGAUUCUGUGCGUGUCACGGAUCUUCUAAACGAUCUUACCCAAGCCUUGGGAGAGCUCGCUGUCAUUUUAGAAAGAAUGUAUGAGAAGUGCUCCCCGCCCGUAUUCUACCAUGAAAUUCGGCCAUUCCUGGCAGGAAGUAAGAACAUGGCUGCAGCGGGACUCCCAGACGGUGUCUUUUAUGAUAGAGGCGACGGGAAUGGCGAAUGGCGCCAAUACAGUGGCGGAAGCAAUGCUCAAUCCUCUCUUAUACAGCUUUUCGACAUUGUGCUUGGAGUCGAGCACCGGUCCACUGGCGAGAGAAGCUCUAAUGCUGGACCCCAAACUAAAGACAGGCUCGGAUUUAUAGAGGAAAUGCGAAACUACAUGCCCGGUCCGCAUCGACGCUUCCUCGCCUUGCUGUCCAGGGUUUCAAACAUUCGGCCAUACGCUAUGGCCCACGCCUCAUACUCUGAUGUCAGACGUGCAUAUAAUGAAGCCGUGCUUAUGCUUGGCGUGUUUCGAGACAAGCAUAUCCAGAUCGUCUCACGAUACAUCAUCAUGCAGUCCAGAUUGAAGGAGAACCACGCAGAAGCCAGACGUGUCAACCUUGCAACUGCAUCUUCUGAAAUGUCAAGCAGGAAGAAUGAGCACUCUCAUAACUUGCAUGGGACCGGUGGCACAUCCCUAAUCCCCUUCUUAAAGCAGACUAGGGAUGAGACUAGAGGUACAGCAAGGUACACUGAUUGAAAGCGACAAGCGCUCUAUUGCUAUUCUGUCAUGGUGUUCUAUUAGGUCAUAUAUGGCAAGCGAUGACUAUUUCUUGGUUACGGAUCUUAACGUUCUCCCCUUUCUUUCGGCUCUUGUUUGGUU
Paecilomyces variotii is the source of this 1529-nucleotide messenger RNA. RefSeq names its product Indoleamine 2,3-dioxygenase. The record is from RefSeq and is a predicted model, not a curated record. The coding region runs from base 114 to 1406 and encodes 430 amino acids. Gene Ontology annotation, cellular component: cytoplasm. NCBI's taxonomy places the organism in Eukaryota, Fungi, Ascomycota, Eurotiomycetes, Eurotiales, Thermoascaceae. Gene Ontology annotation, molecular function: heme binding; indoleamine 2,3-dioxygenase activity; metal ion binding. The transcript is spliced from 3 exons. Gene Ontology annotation, biological process: 'de novo' NAD+ biosynthetic process from L-tryptophan.